AUGGCUUCCAAAUACAAGGGAAUUGGUUCCGAUAGGGGUCCUACUGAUCUAGUAGGAAUUCGUUCCAAUGGUGUUUCUAAGUCCAAAUAUAAGUACUUGGAGUUCAAGUAUUUGUACUUCCAAAUCCAAAAACUCAUCAACAAAGAUGUCACAUUGAGCUUUCGGCCAGAACAGCUUCGUACUCCAGAAACAAGAAUUUCUUUGAUAAAGCCUUUAGUUCAGUCUAUUCUCAGCAUUAGCUCCAAGAGGUUCUUAGAGUCUACACUUCGGCAUGUCCACCAGGGCCAGGAGUCCCAAUUCACCUCUUUUGGCACGUUUGGAUCUCCUCAGGAACUGCUUAUGUCUACCAGUGUUAUCUAUGUGUUGCUACUACUCAGAUAUGAGUAUAUCAUACAAUCAGAGAACAAUCUUAUCAUGUAUGAUCUUCUUGUGACGAAAGCGAAUAUUUGCGAGGUUUUGGCAAUAAGACUUUUGCGAGAAUAUCGAUCAAAUGAUAGAAUCAAUCUACUUUUCAUUAAUCCAAUGAGGCUUCAUGAGGAGCACGAGCAAUUGAAAAACACGAAGCAUCUUCAAUGCUUCAAUACCUUAGAAUUGUCCAUCCUCUCCAAAUCCAAAAAGUUUCUCUCCCAGCCUGCUGUGGUCCAGAUAUUAGAUCGAAUCUAUAGCGGAGAACUUAUGUUAAAUGAGCAUUGGGAGGCCAUGUCGGGUUCCAUUCAUGAUUAUCUGCCCGCUUUACGAACAACAACGAGCAGGAACGUCCUGUCACUGUUGAAUCUGGAUAAAGGCAGUGCCACCGAUUCAUACUCGUUUUUGCGUUCGUCAGAGGAACAAGAACAGGAGCAAGUGACUAACAUUGUCAAUUAUAGGUUCACGCGAAUAUCGUUGGAGAAGGUCCUUAUGCGUUCCAAUAUUGUUCCGAAAUAUCAGUCUCUUGUAAUUAACUUGAAGUACGCUGUAAUGACUGUGCUCUUCUUGGGCCUCGUACUUAAGCACAGGGGUAACAUGCUGGACAAUACUCAUUCCAAUCUCAAUUCGGUGCUCUCUUUGUUGUUUUGGAUGGUCUCAUUAAGUUUCAAUCUAGACAUUUUUGUCAAACUCUUUCACAUUGAGUUCAUGUUUCUCAAGAAGAUUAUCUGGACAUAUGUUGACAUACUCAUAGUGUUACUUAUCGAUAUUUCGUUCUUGAUGAGAUGUCUUUAUGGUCUUGGACAUGUCAAUUCGAUGACUUACUAUAACUGCUUUAGUUUGAUCUCCAUUCUCUUGAUUCCUCGCAUGCUCUCUGUGUUCAAUAACUACCGCUUUUUCAACAUGAUCUUCGUUUCUUUGAGAAAGAUGUUGUGGAAUACGGCAGCCAUGUUCUGUCUAUUCAUCUCCUUGACCUUCGGGUUUUUCCUCUGCUUCAUCAGUUUAACCAAUAAUCUCACUACUUAUGAUGUCGCCUUCGGCAUGCUCAAGAUAUUCUUCGGUUUCACUCCUGCAGUUUGGGACAAUUGGAACAAUUACAACCAUUUAGGAAGAUCUGUAUUGCUCAUGUAUCUCUUCUUCAUUCAAUUCGUCGUUACUACAAUUCUAGCUAUAGUUUUGAGUAACGUUUUUGUGAAGGUAAGCGAAACCAAUAACGAAGAAUUCGAGUACCUCAAAACCACAAAUUUAAUCAUCUACCUUAAGUGGUCGAGCUCGCAAAGAUCCUCCGGUAGGAAGCUGCGACUUGGCUAUGCAUUUGAACUUUUUGUCACCAUGUUCAGAAUGCCUAUCAUCACUGUGAUUUACAUUUACGAGAUUCUUAUCAAAGACAACAAGAUCCUUCUUCAAAAGCAACAAAGAGAUUUGAAAAAGUUCACAUUUCUCAGCAGAGAAGAGGAUUUGUACGGAGAUAAUGAUAUGAUGCUUUUGGGCCAAGCCGAAGACGAGGAUGGCUUAAUGCGCGUUGUAUCUAAGAGUGGCUCCAAUUUUGCGGCUUUUCGUCGUGCUUCUUGCGAGGCAGGGUUUUCUAGGAUGCCAGAUGGUCGAAUCAUCGACGUAAAAAAGCAACAAAAUUCGUUAAAAUUAGCACCGCAAAGGUCUCAUACAACUCUACCUGGAUUCAGAAGCGGACUGAUGGACUCUGCGUUUAUUGACGGAUUCUUAGAGAAAAAGUAUGGAUUAUCUAGCUACGAAUCCACCAACACGGAGCCUUAUUCAAGAAGAGUGCAGUCUCUGGAAAAUGGACGCACAAACGAGCCAACAAAUUUGCUAAUUCUUAACAAAUUGCUGGAGAUGGAGGCGCUCUUGGCCCAGGUUGUGCAGACUGGAGACAACGAUGUAACGGCACUACAAUACCUGAGUUUCUUGGGCGGGUACGGAAGCGACGCUGAAGUAAGCGACGACAAUACAGAAGAACAACAAAGUCUAUCACUGGAUGCAAGUAACCUAGUCUAG
Australozyma saopauloensis is the source of this 2418-nucleotide messenger RNA. It is a transcript of the gene FGR29, whose product is annotated as Fgr29p. The record is from RefSeq and is a predicted model, not a curated record. The coding region runs from base 1 to 2418 and encodes 805 amino acids. The transcript has a single exon. Lineage: Eukaryota; Fungi; Ascomycota; Pichiomycetes; Serinales; Metschnikowiaceae.